This is a messenger RNA of Protopolystoma xenopodis, 747 nucleotides long. The record is from the annotation of a GenBank genome assembly. Lineage: Eukaryota; Metazoa; Platyhelminthes; Monogenea; Polystomatidea; Polystomatidae.
AUCGCUUUGGGCCGGCUGGUGCGCGACGGCGUCGUCGACCCACACUGCUUUUACGUGUACUUGCGUGUCUGGCAUAGCUAUGACCGCAUCAACUAUACCGCUACCGGUGCUCUUCUUUUUCCUGAACCCCAGGAACUCCCCCAGCCACUGCGCGACCUCCGACCUGCCGUUUCUUUGCGCUAUCGCCAGUCAGGCCCUUCCUGGCGUUUGGCCUCGGAUCUCCUCCCAGUUUCCUUCGGCAAUGAACCCCUAGCUCCGCCUAUGCUGAAGCAGUAUUCGUCCAAUCUGCAGCAUUUGCCUCAGUUGCAUCCUGCGAACAAAAAGGAGUCCUUCACCAACUUAAUGUCUAGUUCAAGUGCAUCUAUACUGCCAGCUAACCUGGACGACUCUAUAUGGUCGUCAACCGGGACUAAAUCCAACCCUUUUCGCCCGAUCAACCGUAUUCGGCAGAUUCAGCGUCUCAGUCGCCGUUCUCGAACUAUUGGUCCUGUGAGGCGUGACUCGUGGCCGCACGCGGAAGCAACGGAAGAGGAUUUAGCCGGACAUUUUGCUUCGAGAAGAAUCGGGGAGGCCUCAGUCUCUUCUGCCGGCCGUGGGCUCAGUGGGCAACCCAACUGGCCUCCUCGGAUAGCAGCAAUUGCGCCUGCUCGUCCUAUUGAGUUUGUGCAGAACAGCUACCUGGUUGCGGGAGCCAAUAGCGACCAAGGCAGAUUAUACGUCGUCAAGGUGAAGAGCUUACUUAUUUAG